Drosophila navojoa is the source of this 4001-nucleotide messenger RNA. RefSeq names its product Zinc transporter 33D (gene ZnT33D). Gene Ontology annotation, cellular component: plasma membrane. Gene Ontology annotation, molecular function: zinc ion transmembrane transporter activity. NCBI's taxonomy places the organism in Eukaryota, Metazoa, Arthropoda, Insecta, Diptera, Drosophilidae. Gene Ontology annotation, biological process: zinc ion transmembrane transport; response to zinc ion. The record is from RefSeq and is a predicted model, not a curated record.
UUGUGUGUAAGUGUGUAAAACAAACUAGAACAACAAUAAAACAUUACAGCAACAUGAGCGACCAGGAACGAGCUCUGAGCGACGGCAGAGAUGCAUCCCAUGUCAACGAUAGCGAUAAUGAGGCUGAUGACGUGGGCGAGGAGGAGCAGGAGGUGGAGGGGGAGGAGGACGAGGAGGCCAUGCAGGCAGCACUAAGGGAAAUGGUUCAGGUGCCCGAUAUUGACCCCAAGCAGAGGCAAGCGCCAAUCAGGCAACCGCCAGAGCCCCGCCACAUUGGCAAUCUAAUUGAGAGACUCAAGAAGACUGCGUCGCCAGAAACACAAAAGAAAUGGCUCAAGACAGUGACAGAUGUGGGAAUUCAAUCGGAAAGCACCGCCGUCGACAAGCAGAGCACUCCCGAACACAAGCCAAGGAAAGCAGAGCCCUCGGGCGAGAGACUGAAGGAAACAGCCAUGCCGCCAGGCACUUCGGCUGAGCCGCUGCCCACAGAGCAACAGCCCGAAUCGGACCCAAUAAAAAAGCCCGAGGCUGGCACGCAGAUGUCGAUGCAAAACUAUUUGCAGCUCGCAGUUAAGCCCGAGCAACUGGAGCACACAACACCAGACGAAGAAUCCAAAUUGGAACGCAUUGAAGCUGCGUCCAGGCCCAAGUCGUAUUUUCAAAUCAGGGAUGAGGCCGAAGCUGCCAUUGCUGCCUUAGCAACUCCAGCCAAAAAGGCGCAUGUCGCCGUCAGACCAGAGAUGGUAUUGGAGCCAAGCAAGCACUCGACAGGCGCGAUUAAUAUACUGACGGGCUCAUUUCGACGCAGCCUCAACUUGGAGCCCAGCGAUGAAGAGCCACCAACAUCGAAAGCAUUGCCCGAGGGCAAGAAGACAAAGUUCUUCACUAAUUUGCCAUUGUUUGGUCGAGGUAGAACAGAAUCCUCGGCUGUCGAGAAAUCGACUGCAGAAGUGCCUAACCAGGAGAGGCACACCACACAGAAGGCAACCAGCAGCUUUUUUUCUAAUCUCACAUCGUUUAAAAGAAGUCGACCAAAGCCCCAUGAGAAGCAGACUGAGUCUAUCAACAUCACUGCCCCCAAUCUGUUUGUGGAUGAGGCAAUGGAGGCUACCGAGGUUCAGACCACCCCAGUACCGAGCACGGGUGUGAUUGGUGCACGGUAUUCUCCAGUACCGAGCACUGGAAUCAUAGAUACCGGGACUACUCCGGUGCCCAGUGCUGGAAUAAUAGAUACCGGGACUACUCCAGUGCCGAGUACUGGAUUCAUAGAUACCGGAACUACUCCAGUACCAAGCACUGGAGAGAUAGAUGAUGGGUCUAUUUCAAUACCAAGCACUGGACUAAUUUAUGAAGGCUCUACUCCAAUACCGAGCACUGGGGAAAUAAACGAAUCGUCUACUUCAAUAGCAAGCACUGGUGUAAUAGAUGCUGGGUCUUCUCCAGUGACAAGCUUUGGAGUAAUAGAAGCACGAUCUCCUCCAAUACCGAGCAAGUUAGUGAUAGAUGUGGGAUCUACUCCAAUUCCAAGCACCAGCUCAAUGGUACAGGCCGAAGAAUAUUUCUAUGACCCGGAAGCAGAAGGUGAAGACGAAGAACUAAUUCAGUCAGAUAACUACGGCGUAGUCACUUAUCGAGAGCCUCUGAUUGAAAAUGCAUCUACCAUGCCCAAUUACUUCAAUCAGUCUGAAGAAACAGAUGAACGAUUGUCCAGCAGUUCAACCAACUCUAAAGAGUCGCUAGCUGAAAGAGCUUCAUCCCAAGAUGAAGAGACGGAAUCUUCAAUGAAAUCUAAUCGAGUUGAGGAUUCUAGAUCUUCAAUUACAGCUAAGAACGGAGGCCAUAAUCUAAUUCCAGGCAAAACUGCGAGUGCGAGAGCAGACCAAAGCAUCAGUACAAUCAUAUAUAGGGAGCCCGAUCUAGCUACAGCAGCACGAAGCUUAACCUCAACUAAUCAACCUAUCGAAGUCAAUGAACAGCCCUCAACGACUAUGACUGGCGAGGCCGAGCCAGCUAACCCUUUAACACGAACUGUAAAGGCCCUCACCUCCGCGUCUAGGCAACUGGAGGAGCCGAUUAUUAACUUGAUAUAUAAUUUUCCGAUCUACGGCCGGAGUAGACCAACGCCAAUCGACAGCAGCCCAGUAAGUGAGGAAACCCCCUUGCCAACUACUUCAGAUCCAGUCAGCGUCGAGCAGCCGCCAAGUCUUUCCAGGAUUGGCAGAGACAAACCAUCAACAAAUCAAGUGAUUGCUCACGAUCCGGAGAGCUCUACACCAAUGCCUUGUGAGCCCAACAUUGAUAUACGUACUGCUGUGCCAACUGAUAGCGCCUGGGGCAGCUCAGCUAAUAGUGCCCAGAAUGAGUCGAACUCCAGCUUACGCCAUCUGGUGCCAACUAUGACCUACAGUGGAGCCUCUCACCUUACAGGACAGCCAAGAGCUUCGCCCGUUGAAGACAGUUCGGCUGUCGAAGGGGAUAUUCCGUCUACUAGCAAUUCCUUGGCUACCAACAUAUUGCGCUACUUUUUCCCGUCAGAUUCAAAAAAUCACCCACAGCAGGAUCACGUGCAGCAAGUCGCGAUGCAGCCGUUGCCCAAUGAAGUGAUUAUAAUCCCGCCGCAGCUGCUGAAAGACAAAGAUCACAAAUCGGAGAUCAGGAAGCAGGGCAACGAUAAGAAUAAGGAAAAGGAAGCGGCAAAGGAUGGGGAUGAGACGACCCAGUCCGGCCAUGUGAGGCAUUCCGAGUCGAUGCGCACUCUGACCAUAGUCGGACGGCACUCGCACAUAACGACGACCUACCGGGAUCAUUGCCAUUACGAAAGGCGCAACGAGGGCGUCGAUAAGAUCGCCAAGCGCAAGCUGAUCAUAGCCAGCGGCCUCUGUGUCACCUUCAUGAUCUGUGAGAUCAUUGGCGGCGUACUCUCUCGCAGCCUGGCCAUAGCCACGGAUGCAGCACAUCUGCUGACGGACCUAGCCGGCUUUCUCAUAUCCCUGUUCGCCCUAUACCUGAGCGCCCGCCCCUCCACGCAGCGCAUGAACUUUGGCUGGUACCGCGCGGAGGUGAUCGGCGCCAUGCUCUCGGUCUACUUCAUCUGGGUCAUCACGGGCGUGCUGGUGUACAUGGCCAUAGAGCGGCUGGUCACGGGCAAGCAUGAUGUGGACGCCAAGAUCAUGCUAAUCACCUCCGCACUGGCGAUCGCCUGCAACAUCAUCAUGGCCAUCCAGCUGGGCCAUGGGCACUCGCAUGGCUCCCACGCCCACGGGGCGGCACAUGCCCAUUCGCCCAGGGAGCCGCGGCUGCGCCUGAAGCCGUCCGAGACAUCCACCGUUCCGGCCGGCUCCAAGAUGAAUAUUGUUAGUCCCGUUCUCAAGGAGCAGCAGGAGCUGCUGCCACUUUCCGUUUCGGCCCAAUGCACCCGGGUCGACAAGGAGAACAUCAAUGUGCGUGCCGCCUAUAUUCAUGUCAUCGGCGAUAUGAUUCAAAGUCUCGGCGUCUUCGUGGCCGCAUUGAUUAUUUUCUUUAAGCCCAACUGGGCGUUUGUUGACUCCAUUUGCACGUUCAUCUUCUCGGUGAUCGUCCUGAUCGUUACCUUUCGCAUCUUGAAGGACGUGCUGAUGGUGCUCAUGGAGGCGACGCCCGACUACAUGGACUACGGCGAGGUGCAGCGCACUUUCCUCAGCAUCGAGGGAGUGGAGCAUGUCCACAACCUGCGCAUCUGGGCGCUGAGCAUCAACAAGAUAGCCCUCUCCGCCCACUUGGCCAUCAGCAAGGACGCUGAUCCCCAGGUCAUUCUCGACAAGGCCACCACAUUGAUUCACAAGCACUACAACUUCUUCGAGACAACCAUCCAGAUCGAAGAGUAUACGCCUGGCAUGGAGGACUGCAAUCAGUGCAUGACUCCCCAGGCCGAGGCCAAGACCGCCGAUGACAAGGGCAAACCAAAGGAUUACGUGAAUGCCAAGGAUGAUGCCGAGUCAUCGAAGAAAUCGGCGAUAACUUAA